UCCCGAUUCUGGUCCCCGGCCCCCAGCAGCGCCUGCCCCCUUCCCACCGGGGCCCCCCAUGAUGCCACCACCCUUCAUGCCCCCUCCAGGAAUCCCUCCACCCUUUCCCCCGAUGGGGCUACCGCCCAUGAGUCAGAGACCACCAGCUAUCCCCCCCAUGCCACCUGGCAUCAUGCCCCCAAUGUUACCACCAAUGGGGUCACCACCACCACUCACACAGAUACCAGGAAUGGUACCUCCCAUGAUGCCAGGAAUGCUGGUGCCCGCGGUGCCUGUCACCGCAGCGACGGCUCCAGGUGUGGACACCGCCAGCUCUGCUGUGGCUGGGACAGGCCCUCUGAGGGCCCUAUGGAGUGAGCACGUGGCCCCUGAUGGGCGUGUCUACUACUACAAUGCUGACGACAAGCAUUCCGUGUGGGAGAAGCCCAGCGUGCUCAAAUCUAAGGCUGAGCUGCUGCUGUCCCAGUGUCCUUGGAAAGAGUAUAAGUCAGACACAGGCAAACUUUACUACUAUAACAACCAGAGUAAGGAGUCCCGCUGGACCCGGCCAAAGGACCUGGAUGACCUGGAGGCUCUAGUCAAACAAGAGGCAGUAGGGAAACAGCAGCAGCAGCAGCCACAGACACUACAGCCGCAGCCUCCUCAGCCACAGCCUGACCCACCACCUGCACCUCCUGGCCCCACCCCAGUGCCUAUGGGCCUCCUGGAACCUGAGCCAGGUGGGAGUGAAGAUUGUGAUGUAUCAGAUGCUGCCCAGUCCCUGGAGCAGGGGUUCCUGCAGCAGCCAGAAGAGGGCCCCAGCAGUUCUGCUGGACAGCAUCAGCCACCACAACAGGAGGAAGAGGAGUCAAAGUCAGAACCAGAGAGGUCUGGCCUCAGUUGGAGCAACCGUGAGAAGGCAAAACAGGCCUUUAAGGAGCUGCUGAGGGACAAGGCUGUCCCCUCCAAUGCCUCAUGGGAACAGGCCAUGAAGAUGGUAGUCACCGACCCCCGUUACAGUGCCUUGCCCAAAUUGAGUGAGAAAAAGCAGGCAUUCAAUGCCUACAAGGCGCAGCGGGAGAAGGAGGAGAAGGAAGAGGCCCGGCUAAGGGCCAAGGAGGCUAAACAGACCUUGCAGCACUUCCUGGAGCAGCAUGAACGCAUGACCUCCACCACCCGCUACCGGCGAGCAGAACAGACCUUUGGGGAGCUGGAGGUCUGGGCUGUGGUCCCUGAGAGGGAUCGAAAAGAGGUUUAUGAUGAUGUCCUCUUCUUCCUGGCCAAGAAGGAGAAGGAACAGGCCAAGCAACUCCGGCGCCGCAAUAUCCAGGCCCUGAAGAGCAUCCUGGAUGGGAUGAGUAGUGUCAACUUCCAAACCACAUGGUCACAGGCCCAGCAGUACCUCAUGGAUAACCCCAGCUUUGCUCAGGACCAUCAGCUUCAGAACAUGGAUAAGGAAGAUGCGCUGAUCUGCUUUGAGGAGCACAUCCGAGCUUUGGAGAGGGAAGAGGAGGAGGAGCGGGAGCGGGCCCGGCUUCGGGAGCGGCGCCAGCAAAGAAAGAACCGGGAGGCCUUCCAGACCUUCCUGGACGAGCUGCACGAGACAGGGCAGCUGCACUCUAUGUCCACCUGGAUGGAACUAUACCCAGCGGUCAGCACUGAUGUCCGCUUUGCCAACAUGCUGGGCCAGCCGGGCUCCACCCCUCUGGACUUGUUCAAGUUCUAUGUGGAGGAGUUGAAGGCACGAUUCCAUGAUGAAAAGAAGAUCAUUAAGGACAUCCUUAAGGACCGGGGCUUCUGUGUGGAGGUGAACACAGCCUUUGAGGACUUCGCCCACGUCAUAAGCUUUGACAAGAGGGCUGCUGCGCUGGACGCAGGCAACAUCAAGCUGACCUUCAAUAGUCUACUGGAGAAAGCAGAAGCACGGGAGAGAGAGCGGGAGAAGGAGGAGGCACGAAGACUGCGGCGCAGGGAAGCUGCCUUUCGAAGCAUGCUGAGGCAGGCCGUGCCUGCUCUGGAGCUGGCCACUGCCUGGGAAGAGGUCCGUGAGCGCUUUGUGUGUGACUCAGCCUUUGAGCAGAUCACCCUGGAGUCGGAGCGGAUCCGGCUCUUCCGGGAGUUCCUGCAGGUACUGGAGACUGAAUGCCAGCACCUCCACACGAAAGGCCGAAAGCACAGCAGAAAAGGCAAGAAGCACCAUCACAAGCGUUCUCACUCACCCUCAGGCUCCGAGUCGGAAGAGGAGGAGCUGCCCCCACCAUCUCUCCGGCCUCCCAAACGGAGACGGCGGAACCCCUCCGAAUCUGGCUCUGACCCCUCUUCCUCACUUGAUUCAGUUGAAAGUGGGGGUGCUGCCCUUGGAGGACGAGGCUCCCCAUCCUCCCGCCUUCUCCUUGGAUCAGAUCAUGGCCUUCGAAGAGCCAAGAAACCAAAAAAGAAAACUAAAAAGAGAAGACACAAGUCGAACAGUCCUGAGAGUGUGACAGACCCUGAGGAGAAAGCUGGCAAGGAGAGUGAUGAGAAAAAAACAGAACAGGACAAGGACAGGGAGCUCCGGCUGACAGAGCUCCCUAAUCGCUCCCCAGGUUUUGGAAUCAAAAAGGAGAAGACGGGCUGGGACACAUCAGAAAGUGAGCUGAGUGAGGGUGAGCUGGAAAGGCGGCGGCGGACACUCCUGCAGCAGCUGGAUGACCACCAGUGACCUGACCAGCAGCUCUGUCUUGGGUCUGUGUGAGGCUGUGGCUGCUAGGUCACCCUCACCAUCUGCCCCAGACUCCUUCCUUAGUCUGGUCUGUUCCCAUUUUUCUUCAAGUAACCCCACCCCCAACGCACUAUUGCCAGCACCUCCUGAGGUUGCUCAUGGUGUUCAAGGGUCCCCCACUUCCCGAACAACUAGUGCAGUCCUUGCCCUUAGACCCACAUGAGAUUGGUGGUAUAUGCCAUGUGGGGUUGGGUGGUGCCAGUAGCUAGAAUGUGAGAAGGGGCCUCCAGGGAAGAGUGACAGGCUGGUGGACACAGCCUGGGUGACAGAGGGUGGGGUCCUUACCCUCUAGCAUCAGUGCCUGUUCCUGCCUGCCCGGGGCCCUGGGGCUCUACCACUCCUUCCUCCAGCCCUGGGACCCAGUGUAUGUGUGUUUUGUUUUGGUUUUGUUUUAUAAAUAAUAAUAUUUAUAACA
Messenger RNA from Molossus molossus (Pallas's mastiff bat), 3155 nucleotides. RefSeq names its product pre-mRNA processing factor 40 homolog B (gene PRPF40B). Bases 59 to 2680 code for a protein of 873 amino acids. Gene Ontology annotation, molecular function: protein binding; RNA binding. The transcript is spliced from 25 exons. The record is from RefSeq and is a predicted model, not a curated record. Gene Ontology annotation, cellular component: U1 snRNP; U2-type prespliceosome. Lineage: Eukaryota; Metazoa; Chordata; Mammalia; Chiroptera; Molossidae. Gene Ontology annotation, biological process: mRNA cis splicing, via spliceosome.